Messenger RNA from Anopheles nili, 627 nucleotides. RefSeq lists its product as uncharacterized. The record is from RefSeq and is a predicted model, not a curated record. The transcript is spliced from 2 exons. The coding region runs from base 1 to 627 and encodes 208 amino acids. Lineage: Eukaryota; Metazoa; Arthropoda; Insecta; Diptera; Culicidae.
AUGCGUCUCAUUACCAAAAUUAUGCUCUAUCCAACCACAACCUUGCUGUUUGUCGCGGUGCUUGCGGUUGGCCCAAGCGGGCCGUAUCUCUACAACGGCAUCAAAUCCGGGCUCGAAGCGGACCUGAAGCAUUCGCUCUUCUUGAACCGUAUCGGUCAGUGUCGAUGGCAGCCCGGUCUGACGAUCUUUCUCGCCGAUAUGCGGAUCGCUCAACGCAGCAAUACGCAGUACGUAGUUAGCGGUGUUCUGGCUGUUCGAAAAAACAUUACCCAUCCGGCUACGGCAACGGUUGCGAUCGAGAUUUGUCAGAACACAACCCACUGUCGACCGUUUUUCGAUCCACCAGUCGCAGUAGGGGACGUGUGCGAGUUUUUACGCGAUCAGCGGAACAGCUCGAUGGGAAAAGUGCUGGCACACAGCGUCCCUCCACUGGAGUGUCCUCUACGUAAGGGUUACUACCGCAUCAACGACGCCUUGGUUGACUACAAACCGUUUCGCUAUUUCUCACCGCACGUGAGCAAACUGUGGCGCAUCGAUUUAGUCGGAGAAAGUGAGGGACGGCGUAUCUUCUGCGUGAGAAUCGAGUUGUACGUGUAUAGCUGGGAAGAUAUGCUCCCGAGAUAUUAA